AUGGCAACAACAUCAAAUUCAAUUCCAUUCUACGCAUAUAAAGAGCCAACAAUAACAACAGAAUUGACGAUGAUUGAGAAUGGACCACGAAUAGCAGAAUCAACAAUACAACAACAAGAAUGUGAAAUCACAGAAGAAAUCAAUGAAACAUUUGACUUCAUUGACUAUGUAAAGUUAAUCAAUGAAGAAAUGUUGGAACAACUAGAGAACAACAAGAAUAAGGACCAGCCGCUCUAUCAAUUCACUUAUUCUGAAAAUAACAAGUCUUGGGAGUGGUUUUUCACAAAAUUAAGAAAAGCCUAUGGAGUUAGAGAAGACCAGUGUAUAAUAUCAGAUCGACAUGAAAGCAUAAUCAAAGCAACAAACAAAGUUUUCCCAUAUAUAACACCUGGCUACUGCAUGUUCCACCUAUUAAGCAACCUGAAAACAUCCUACAAGAAACAUGCAAAGGAAUACAAUGUAGCUUUCUUUGGUGUAGCAACAACGUACACAGAAAAGAAAUUCGAAUAUCAUAUAAAGGAGCUUGACAACUUGGAUAAGCGAAUAAGGCCUUAUUUGCAGAAAAUUGGAUAUCAUAAAUGGUCAAGAUUCUACUCCAAAAACAAAAGGUACUUAGUAAUGACUUCCAAUAUUGCUGAGUCACUUAACUUAGCCACCGUAGUAGCUAGAGAAGUACCUGCAAUAACACUUUUGAAGUGUUUGCGUGGAUUAAUCCAAGAUUGGACAUACACUAAUAGGAAACUAGCUAAAAAAACAAUGACAAGAUUGACACCAGUUGCAGAACAAGCAUUCACCAACAACUUCGUAUACUCUUUGAGACUAACUAUAAGAUUACUCAAUUUUUUCGUUUUAUUUUUCAAAUAUUUUUGCAAGUCAGUAUUGUUGCUGUUGUGUUGCUCUAAUGUUGCUACCGUACCUACGCAACAUAUAAUACAGGUAAAGCCAGCAAAUGAAUAUCUAUUUGAGGUAUUCAAAGAAGAUAAGUCAUGGAUUGUAAAUCUCAAAGAACGAAUUUGCACUUGCAAUAGGUUUAAGAAGGAUGAAAUGCCAUGUGCUCAUGCUCUUGUUGUGAUGAAGGAGAUGAACAUAGACCCCUACGAUUACUGUUCACAUUACUACACAACAAAAGCAUGGUUAGAAACAUACGAUGCAACUGUGUAUCAAAUAGGGAAACAACGAGAUUGGGAAUUGCCAGACUUUUUCAAAGACAUCAUAGUGCUUCCUCCAUUUGAAAGAGUGAGAGUUGGAAGACCAAAGAAAAGAAGAAUUAUAUUUGCUUGGGAAACUAAAAAGAAGAACAAGUGCAGCAAGUGUGGACAAAGAGGUCAUAAUAAGAAGACAUGUCGAACCCGACCACCAAGAAGUUGA
Messenger RNA from Humulus lupulus (European hop), 1368 nucleotides. RefSeq lists its product as uncharacterized. Gene Ontology annotation, molecular function: zinc ion binding; nucleic acid binding. The coding region runs from base 1 to 1368 and encodes 455 amino acids. Lineage: Eukaryota; Viridiplantae; Streptophyta; Magnoliopsida; Rosales; Cannabaceae. The transcript is spliced from 2 exons. The record is from RefSeq and is a predicted model, not a curated record.